Molecule: messenger RNA, 3172 nt
Organism: Ostrinia nubilalis (European corn borer)
Lineage: Eukaryota; Metazoa; Arthropoda; Insecta; Lepidoptera; Crambidae
Gene: Ndfip
Product: NEDD4 family-interacting protein 1-like
Exons: 6
Coding region: 204-866 (220 amino acids)
Biological process (GO): positive regulation of protein ubiquitination; ubiquitin-dependent protein catabolic process; vacuolar transport
Cellular component (GO): Golgi apparatus; endoplasmic reticulum; perinuclear region of cytoplasm
Molecular function (GO): WW domain binding
Source: RefSeq, a predicted model, not a curated record
GUCAUAAAUUGUCUUGGUUGGGGGGUGCGCCUGUCUAUUUGCUCGUAGCAUAUUUUCCGAUAAAAUCAUCUGAAAAUCCUUGAACCAUGCGAGGACUAUUAUUAAAUUGUGUGUAGAUUAUUUAAUUGUACCUGCAAGCAUUUUUAUAAGAACUCAGUGCUAGUGUAUAAGUGCAUUUUGCUCGGUCCUAAACGUUUUGUGACAUGAGCCAUCCUCGGGCAGACACUAUUUGCCCACCAGCUCACCUGAGGGUGAUGCUGCCGUCGACUUUAGAGAUGCCUCCGCCUUUCUUUGACAUUAACAGUGUAACGGAGAUUCCGCCACCCCAGGCGGACUUCUCCGCUCCACCUCCGUACGAUGUGGCGGCCAACUCCAAGCUGCCCACUUACGAGGAGGUGCAGCGGGAGAAACAGAUGGAGGGGGAGGGCCCGAUGCCACAGGUGCAAGGCCCGCCGCCCCAUCACCCGACGUUCGCCGCCUUCGUGACAGUUGAACCGACUGAGGCGUCUGCAGAACAGCUCGACCCCGAGAACAGUCUGCUGGGCACUGAUAUCAUGUUCCUGACUUCGUUCUUUGUGGCAUUCCUGUUCAACUGGAUCGGUUUCCUGCUGCUGAUGUGUUUCUGCCACACGGUGGCGAGCCGCUACGGUGCAUUGGCCGGCUUCGGUCUGUCGUUGGCCAAGUGGACUCUCAUCGUGAAGCACUCCACCGAGCUCGCGUCCCACGAGAACUCUUGGCUGUGGUGGCUCAUCAUGGCCUUCGGUAUUUUAAUCUGUGUGCGCGCCAUCAUCCAAUACCUAAACAUCAAACGUGGUUGGCGCCUUCUCUCUGGCACGGCGCAAGAGCGACUGCUGUUCUUCUACUAAACACCACCCCUCUCGCUCUCACAGCGCUCGCCACGCUGUGCGGGAAAGAGAUGGAUAUACGUCUAUUUGUUCGUGUAGCUCAUAGGGAUAGCGUUUUCUCGUCUCUAUGCUAGUGACAUGUUUGAUUGCUUUCGUUAAUCGUUACUAGUUAACGCCAUAGAUGUGACUAAGAACUUUAUUCAUACAGUUUUGACAAACAAAAUGCUAGGUCUAUUAUGGCUACAUUAUUAUUAAAAAAAUAUGUUAUUAUUGACAUCAAUUUAUUAAUUAUUUAUUUUUUAAUUCAUUUAUGCGUUGGAUAUAGAAAUUUCAUAACAUUGUGUCAAUUGUCUUCAGAAUUCAUCGUAUAAUGUAGCCAUUUUAGUCGUAUUGGUCUGUGUUCUUAUGACAUUGACACUGAAGUAUGCGUCCUGUUUAUGAAUAAGGUGCUUUGAUACUUUGCAAUGAAGACUAUUUUUGUAUGUCAGAUUCAAGUUAUAACGUCCUUAUCCAGUGGAACGAAAUAAUGGGGCCGUUUGGCGGAAAAAAGCGCUUGUAAGCAAAAUGGGGAUCGCUAAGCGGUAAGCGCUGCUAAAAAAUGAGUUGAAACGCGUCAAUAUUGAAGUUUUUUUUUCCGGUUUUUGGCUUUACACGGCUUGUGUGUUGCCAUUUGUCGAAAUAUUGAAGUUAGCAAACGUGUCCUCGGCGAAAACUGCCGUAGCGAUCGCCAUUUUGGUUUAAAGCGCUUCCAAGCGCUUUUAUCCGCCAAACGCACCCAAAGUCUAUGCUAAUGCUAACUUCAUACAUCACUCUCUAUAUUGAAAGGAUUGUUGUCUGUCGGUCUACUCUACGAUGAACAGUACAAAUUGUUGUUUGUUUACAUCUGGUUGUGUUAUGAAGACAUGAAACUCCAGGUAUUGAAUUUCAGACUUAUUUCGUCAAUUAUUUAGGUCCUAAAUCCAUUUUUAAAGGUUAGAAAAAUCCCACAGAUGUUUUUUAUGUUUAUUGAAAUUACUUUUUCUCUUGAAAGCGUUCAUUAUUAUAUUUUCAGUUCAUAAAAAAUAACAUCGACUGACAUUUAAGAGGCUACUCUCAAGAGUUAAAAAUUAAAAGUAUUUUUUGAAAUUCAUAUUUAUUUGAUGCGUAUUCUCAGCCUGAAAUUAAAAUCUGGAGUUACGGAUUAAUUUUAUAUCUUUAACUAUAAGUAGCUCAACUUUAUUUGUGAAUAAUCUGAAAAUUAUAUUAAAUAGAUUUACAAAAGAAAUAUUGUAAAGGUAAAUAAUGUACUUAUACAAGUAUGUAUGUUUUUAUUAUAUUUGCGGGUUAAGAUUUUAUUUUAUUUGUAUUUUUUGGGUGCUUUAAAACAUCUUUUUUUGAUUUAAGUGUAAUUAUUAUUAGACUCGAAUUAUAAAUUUGUGUAUUAUAAUAAUGAUGUAUUCAUAUUGAUACGUGGGUAUGAUACGGGCCAAGAUCACAUCGCGGUAUCAUACAAACAUCACACACCCCAUGCACGCUACGUAUUAAUGUGGGUAUACCUUAUGCUGCAAUUGAGUGGGGAUCAUUCCAUAUACCCAUAUAUGGUGCAAGUACACUAUGCGGGAAAUUGAUCGAAACGUAUAGUGUAAACACGCACUUCGGUUAGUUUCGCCGUGAGUCGCCCAUACUUCGGUGUGCCGGGCUCGCGCUUCGUUUUGGUUUUCCCGUAUAGUGUACUUGCGCCAUAGAUUUUAUCUCGAAAGUCUGAUUCGAGUUCCUUAUUUUCAUUUUCAUGACAUUGUUUAUGAUAAGUAAUUGUAAUGGAAUUACAUAUUUUAAUACUUAUUUUAACAAUCCCGUACGAUAUAGUUCAGACUUUCAUUUUCAAAUACAAUACGUUCUCCAAAGGUACAUUUAUACAAUGUUUGUGAUUUGUUAAAAUCGAAUCUGUAUUUUUACAAAAUGGGAUUCUUUCAUAUUUCAGUAACAUUGUGUAAAUGAUCCUUUAAAUCGUGUGUGAAACAUACAUUAUUAGUUGAUUUAAUUUAAAUCCUAGAGCAGUUUAAUGAUAGCGUGUAAUAUAAGUCUGUAUUUGAUACAUAAUAUAAUGAUCUUGUCAACGCAUUGUAUUGAAACGAUUUUUGUGUAAUUAUCACCGCUUUGUAAAUUGUAAGAGUAAAUUAAAUGUAUUUGGAAUAGCUGGAGUUUGGAGUAAAGACGGCUUUUACCAGUUCUCGCACCAAAAUGUCGAUAUCAAAUUAUUAGUGGAUUGAAACAUUUUAUUUUUUUAGUGCAAUAACGUCUAGUUCAGAUAUUUGUAGAUGAAAUAAAUAUGUUAUUUUCUAUUCGUA